This is a messenger RNA of Engraulis encrasicolus (European anchovy), 1116 nucleotides long. It is a transcript of the gene ube2g1a, whose product is annotated as ubiquitin-conjugating enzyme E2G 1a (UBC7 homolog, yeast). Lineage: Eukaryota; Metazoa; Chordata; Actinopteri; Clupeiformes; Engraulidae. Gene Ontology annotation, molecular function: ubiquitin conjugating enzyme activity. The transcript has 6 exons. The record is from RefSeq and is a predicted model, not a curated record. Gene Ontology annotation, biological process: ubiquitin-dependent protein catabolic process; protein polyubiquitination. The coding region runs from base 158 to 670 and encodes 170 amino acids.
GCAUGGUGUCGUUGAAUUUUAAGCGCAUGCUCAAAGUCGAACAGAAUGUUGAGUAAAACGGACUAGUACAGACAGACAGACACUAGCGUUUAAAAUUGAAUAUUACUGAUUUCUUCGUGAAGCAGACCUUAUUUUCUCAACAGUAGUGUGUAAAACAAUGACGGAAACCCAGUCGUCGCUGUUACUUAGGAGACAGCUGGCAGAACUAAAUAAGAACCCAGUGGAAGGAUUCUCCGCAGGCUUGAUAGACGAUAACGACCUUUACAGAUGGGAAGUUCUAAUAAUCGGACCACCAGACACAAUGUUUGAAGGGGGCGUGUUUAAAGCACACCUCACGUUUCCCAAAGACUACCCACUCAGGCCACCCAAAAUGAAAUUCAUCACAGAAAUAUGGCACCCAAAUGUUGACAAGAACGGUGAUGUUUGUAUUUCUAUUUUGCACGAGCCUGGGGAGGAUAAGUACGGCUAUGAGAAGCCGGAAGAGCGCUGGCUCCCCAUCCACACCGUAGAGACCAUCAUGAUCAGCGUCAUCUCUAUGCUCGCAGACCCCAAUGGCGACUCGCCUGCUAACGUUGACGCCGCUAAAGAAUGGAGAGAAGACAGGCACGGCGAAUUUAAAAAGAAAGUGGCACGCUGUGUAAGAAGGAGCCAAGAGACUGCCUUUGACUGAUGGUAGUCCAGCCAUUUGUAGCUUCACAAUUUUUUUUCCAGGGUCUCCAGCAGAGAAAAGACGUGGCACUGUUUUUCCUGCGUUGUAAGACCCUGAUGGAUUUGUCUUGACUGAGCCUCUGCAGAGACAGACCGGGCAAACAAAAAAAAUAGGCUGCAGUAGAACACAUGACCAUCACACACAUGCUGACAAGAGACCAAGCCAAGUGCCAAUCUAAUAAAAGCGAAAGGAAAAUAAAAACAACAAACGCAUUACUCAGUCUGUCUAAUCGUUGGAAGUGAAACAGCCUUUCAGGAAGCAAUUGUAAAGACCUGUACAUAGCACACAUAAAUAAACGGAUAAUAUAAGAGCAGAUCUUUUUUUUUUCUCUCCAUCCAGUGAAAAAAAACACUUAGCACCAAAUAAUGUUUAGUUAGGUUAUGAAUCCCAUAAGAGAGCAUUCACAU